Molecule: messenger RNA, 1641 nt
Organism: Penicillium diatomitis
Lineage: Eukaryota; Fungi; Ascomycota; Eurotiomycetes; Eurotiales; Aspergillaceae
Exons: 2
Coding region: 1-1641 (546 amino acids)
Molecular function (GO): ubiquitin binding
Source: RefSeq, a predicted model, not a curated record
AUGGAAGUCUCAAGCAGCAGCGCCGACGCGAGGACGAAGCUCGAGCAGGAGUACUGUCCCCCGGUUGACUCUGCCUUGCUAGCCGCACUUGCCCUUGACUUUGAUCUCGACAAGUCAGAUGACGUCAAAGCGCUGCGUGAAACGCUCGACUCGAUUAAAGAAUCAGCACUGCAGGAGGAAUAUCUUACGUUCGAUCCGUCCGGCACAGCCGGUAAUGAGGUUGACUCCUACGACAACAGUGGGACCUGCAGCGGGAGCCGGGAUACGUUUGCGACAGGGACACCCAGUACAAGUCAAUAUUCCCAAAACCUUCCCGACGGUUGCGAUUCCAGAAGCGCCAAGUCUAGAGAUGCUUCACAACCAAGUUAUACUUUGGGUGCAGACGGAUCGCUCCAGUUCGUUGGUGGCACAGAGGAAGGCAAGAUCAGCCUGUUGCAAGAGAUGUUUCCAGACAUAACCAGAUUCAACAUUGAGCAAGGCCUGAAGAAGAGCGACGGCGAUGUGGAUAAAGCCAUGGACUCGCUCCUGAAUCUGUCUUUCUUUCACCAGGGCCACCUUGAUGAGUCCGCGAUUGCCAUCCCCAAGGGCCUGGAUGGGUUUAUGCAAGAGACUCCCGAUAUUGGUCGUCAAAAACCCCGCAAGAAGAGAAGCAAGAAGCAUAAAGUUUCCUUCGAGGCCGAUGCUGCUGGUAUUGAUCACUCACAUGUUCAAAACCAAUGGCAGAAGAGUAAUGAAGACGUGGAAUUCAUCUACUCUCGCACGCCCGAUCUGCCACGGUCGACAAUCGCAUCCACAUAUACCCACAACAAUCGCUCUUUGUCCUUGACCAUCAAGGCGCUGGCUGACUCACACUCUGUCGCGGACAUCGAUGAGGUGAGAGAUGAUUCAGUGGUGCAGUCACAGCUAGAUGAGCUGGCGAGUGAUUUCCCGAAUGUACCUCAGCCUACACUUGUGGGGCUGCUGCGGAUCACGCGGAACAUCUUCUCGGCUGCGAACGAAUUAGCCGCAGAGAUGAUUCGUCAAAAGCCGAGCUUCUCAGUCUCUGACCUGAUCAAGAUCACUGCCCCAAAGCUGAAUCUUGAGGAUGAGGAAGAGGAUCUCUCCGCUCGACCGACUCGCUCGGUAGUACUUUCACAAAGCGCGACUGACUUCGAUCGAGAUCAAGCGGCGGCGAACGCUUAUUUCACUGCGAAGUCCGUCGCAAACGCCAAAGCUGCACAAGCAGCUCGCAAAGCCAAAUCCGAUCCCUUGUACGGGGGCGCCACGCACUACUACCGCGAGGUUGCACAGCAAAAUCGGGAAUUGGCGAUGCGGCACCUCUCGGCAGCUACCGAGCGCCUUGUGGACAUGCAGUCCUCUAGUGGCGACCUGGAUUUGCACGGCUGUCAGGUUGCGCAGGCAGUCCGGAUCUCCCGCGAGCGAGUCGAGGCAUGGUGGGACGGGCUCGGUGAUACCAAGCAUAUCCGUGGUGGGGGCAGACAUGCCCACAAUGGAUACAAAAUCAUCACCGGUGUUGGCCUUCAUAGUCACGACGGCAAAUCUCGCCUGGGCCCUGCUGUCAGCAAGGCUCUCAUUAGCGAUGGCUGGCGCGUGGAGAUUGGCCGAGGCUUUGUCACCGUCAUUGGCGCGGCUCGUCGCUAG